Cryptotermes secundus is the source of this 1259-nucleotide messenger RNA. RefSeq names its product U4/U6.U5 tri-snRNP-associated protein 1-like. Gene Ontology annotation, biological process: maturation of 5S rRNA; mRNA cis splicing, via spliceosome. The record is from RefSeq and is a predicted model, not a curated record. Gene Ontology annotation, cellular component: U4/U6 x U5 tri-snRNP complex. The coding region runs from base 244 to 525 and encodes 93 amino acids. The transcript is spliced from 5 exons. NCBI's taxonomy places the organism in Eukaryota, Metazoa, Arthropoda, Insecta, Blattodea, Kalotermitidae.
GAUUGGUAGAAUUUUGUUCCCGAAAUAUGGCCGGUUUGAGUUUCAGUGGGAAGGUGUAGGGUACAUAUAACUAUGAAAGAAAUCUCUCUGCUGUUAAGAAUAAAAUGAAUAAACGCAGACAGCAUCAAAUAAUAGUUUGCAGAGAUGAUGAAAAGUUUGGGCAUCACGAGCGCUACAGUGGUCUGACCUCAGACUUCAAAGAAAAGGAGGGCUACAAACCAAAUGUUAAACUCGACUACAUAGAUGAUUGCAAAGGAAGCUUUCAGAUACGUAUCUCAUGAAUUUCAUGGAGAAGGACCUGGCAAAAAUAAAGUGGAGAAACGAAUGAAGAGAACUGAACAGGAAGGAUUGAUGAAACAGAUGAGCUCAACAGACACUCACUUGGACUGCGUAGCCUCUUGCAGCAGAAGCAGAAAGAAAUGCAGUUUCCAUACGAGGUCCUUAGUGGCGGUAAACAGACAUGAGGCAGCCAUCUCAAAAACCAAACUGCAAAUUCUUCAUGAAAUAUGCUGGCACCAACUCUGAACUUUGGCGUGGACUUAUGUUUUUAUUGUUUCUUACUGUCUGGAAUAUCGUCUCUAUUUUUCAAUAAGACACAGCUUGCAGCUGCCGACAGUGCCUAUGUGUAUUGGAAGGAAGGCCACAGAGUUCAUUUCACAUUCAAAUGAGUACAGUGGUUCUCCUGCUUCCUUAGGUAACCUGUUGGCACCUGUAAGCUGAAAAGUACAAUUUCUAGUGAUUAGUUGCUUGCUUAUAGGAAGGACUUGAGCCAGAUGAACAGCCUCUAAGCUAAAUCAGACAUGACGUAAUUAUAUUUAGCCUUUCCUGAUUGCAGUAGCAAUAUUGUAUCCUUCCAAGGGAAGAAGGAAGCCCUUGUUCAGUUGUAGGCCAGUAUGAAAAGCUGUAAAAUUAUACAAGCAACAGAAUCAGAAGGUGUACAGUCUACUGCAAAUCAUUGUAAAGCACCACUGAUAUAUCACUGAAACAUUUGUAAUGGGUUAUAAAAGUAACUUGGUUCAUCCUGGUUUCUCACACUGGUAAUUGUAUGUAAGGCUUUUAACCACUGUCAAGUGUGACUGAUAAAAGUUGUUUUUAAUUUUUCAUCCUUUACGUUUCGCUCAAAACGACCAUCUUCAGAAGGAUAUUAUCAACAUGUAUGGAAAUUACUGUUACAUGUCAUACAUCUAUAUGUUAUAUCUUUUAACUAAUUAAGAUGUAUAUUGAUUUGUUAAAACAUCUAAAAAUUAUUACAAUUAGUC